AUGGUUGAAACUAACGAUUAUUUGUGUUGUUUAGUGUGUGUGUGUGUUCAUCAACCGUCGUCAUCUUAUUGCACAUCUUUAAUACCUCCGCCACCAUCGACAAAUUUAUUUCACAGAUCAUCAUGUCAUAAACGACACCAUCAAACGACGAAAGACAUCAUUUUAUGUUCAUGUGGCCAUCAUUCAUAUCUUCAACAUAAAAUAAAUGGUAGCAAUCAAACUAAUAUUAACACUAACUCGACAUUAUUCUCUACUAUGGAUCGGUGUACACAUUCCAAUACAAAUAUGAAGCCUAUUUCUGAACAUCAAAUCGAACAUUCGAAUUCUUCAUCGAACAAUUCUAAUACAUCACCACCAACGAGCACAAGCAACGACGAUGAAUCAGGUUAGUUCCAUGGGGAGAGAACAAAUUCAUUUUUACAUUUCGCAUGUUUUUCUACUAUACGUACUGAAAUAACAUUCCUUGAUCAGUCUUCUUCCUUACGGCAUUUCUAAUUGAAUUAACUCACACUUUAGAAAAGACACCAUACUA
Molecule: messenger RNA, 532 nt
Organism: Adineta ricciae
Lineage: Eukaryota; Metazoa; Rotifera; Eurotatoria; Adinetida; Adinetidae
Source: the annotation of a GenBank genome assembly